GACCGGAGAGGGCGGAGAGUGGGCGGUGACAUGGGCUGAAGAAGAGGUGUACUCCCCAGGAGCGGCCAUGUUUGAGGGCCUGAUGGAGCUGGGUAGACAGUCGACCGUGUACAGCUUCAGUCUCAGUAACCUCUUUAUCAUCCUCGGCCUCAAGAUGCUGGUGCUGCUGGUGCUGGGCGGCGGGUUGGGCGUGGGCGUGGGCCGGUCCAUGGGCGGCGAGGAGGCGCCCUGGGUGGACGGCACCGACGCCCUCUUCCUCACUACCUACCUGGUCAGUGAGAACCAGGACCGCUACGACUGUCUCAACCGCCUGGCUUGUCUCGACCACUACAGAGCCCACGACCUCCUCACAGCUGCCAGGAUGAUGAUCAAGGCCGCCAAGUAUCUCAAGCCGUACUUUGACUUCUCACUGGACAAAUACGAGCGAGUAUCGUGGAGCGUGGAGGACGCUAUCUACUACAAGUAUGGUGGAGGAUCUUGUCACACCCGCUAUCCUUGCCACGCCAUGCCUAGCCUCUAGUCACAUCAUGCAUUGCAUAGCCUCUAGCCUCACCAUGCCUGGCAUCUACCAUCAGCUGCUACGCCUGCCACGCCAUGCCUAGCCUCUAGCCACGUCUGAUCAACACCACCUCGGCUAGUCACCACUACCACGGCUGAUCACCACCACCACUGCUGGUCACCAAUAAUUUAGUCCACAAGUGGAAAAUGUUGAUGAUGUUGAAUGUUACCAGAAGCCAAAAGUACAAACCAUUCACGAGAUUAUCGCUGCAUCAGUGAGGUGUGUCAGAGCUGGCGCUGCCGGUAAACAAUUAUCAAAAGAAGGCGCCAAAGCCGGGAAGCCCAAGUAGCACCGUCAGUGUCGCUAGAAAAUCAAAAGGCGCUGAAUAUUACCGAGGAUGCCAAUACCAGAACAAAACACAUAAGGCAAGCGAUAUUAGACUCACCAUUGAUUCUGUCGAGGGACAGAAUCCGGUCGGCCAAUCUGGACAUUCCACAAGGAUGUGCACGACAGUAAGUGGGACAACAAAGAUCAGGGCGGCGUUCCAUUAAAUGCGCGAGUUAAACAUUAUAACAGAUACGUAGAGACGUCCCCCAUUGCUUGUUAAGAUGUUAAGGAGGAGGCCACUGGGAUUGACUACCUUUAAAAGUGCGCAGUUUAUUAACUGUAAUGCCUGACCAUCGACCUUGCCAACGGGUACAGAUUGCAGACUGGGUAGAAAUCUUGAUAUAGAAUCUCUUAGCGGGUAAAGGGAUAGGCAUGAAUGGCCGCAAAGUUCCUGCCAGAUAAUAUUUGUAUGGCUGAGCACCCACCAGAAUGCAUACAUGUGUGUUCGAGAUACGCAUAUGUGUCUGUGUGUGUGUAUGUAUGCGUUUUAUUAGGCUUAAACGUAGUAUACACUGAAAGGCAUUUUAUUUAAUAUUUAGGUUAUUUUUUGCAAUAUUUUGCACAAAACAUUGUCUGGCUCUCUUUCGUUGCCAUG
Molecule: messenger RNA, 1481 nt
Organism: Procambarus clarkii (red swamp crayfish)
Lineage: Eukaryota; Metazoa; Arthropoda; Malacostraca; Decapoda; Cambaridae
Source: RefSeq, a predicted model, not a curated record